UGGAAAAAAAAAAACGAUUGUCUCCAUGUUCAAUUAUGAAACUCAAAUUAUCCGCCACUUUUUUCUUCUUUUUCAUAUCUGCAAGUACUCCAAUUCUUCAAGUAUCCAACAAUGGCGUUGGAGGAUUCAAAUUGGAAGAAAAUGAAUCACAUGUCAAAAUAUCGGACUUUCCAUCCGGGUUUCUGUUCGGAGCAGCCACUUCUGCUUACCAAGUCGAAGGAGCCUAUCUUUCAGAUGGUAAAUCAUUAAGCAACUGGGAUGUAUUUUGUCAUUCCGUAGGUUGUGGAGAAAAUGAAGAGAACGGAGAUAUUGCAGAUGAUCAUUAUCAUUUAUUCUUGAAAGACAUCGAGAUGAUGCAUUCCCUUGGUCUAAAAGCAUACAGAUUUUCAAUUUCAUGGGCUAGAAUUCUUCCAAGAGGAAAGUUUGGUGAAGUUAAUCCAGCUGGCAUCAUGUUCUACAACAAAAUCAUAGACAACCUGAUCCUCAAAGGAAUCGAGCCGUUUGUGACCCUUUUUCAUGAAGAUUUUCCUCAAGAGCUCGAAGAAAGAUACGGGUCUUGGCUCAAUCCUCAAAUGCAGGAAGACUUUGUACAUUUAGCAGAAAUAUGUUUCAAUUAUUUUGGAGAUCGAGUGAAGUAUUGGAUCACAAUCAAUGAACCAAGAUUGUUCACAGAUUUUGCUUAUGAAACGGGAAUAUUUCCACCAGCUCGAUGUUCAGAGCCUUUUGGCAAAUGUCUUAAUGGAGAUUCUGACGUGGAGCCUAUCAUUGUUAUGCACAAUUUAUUAUUGGCCCAUGGCAAGGCAGCCAAGCUAUAUCAUGAAAAUUUCCAGCCUACACAAAAUGGAUUAAUUGGUCUCGUUGCACAUUGUGACAUGUUCGAACCACUAACGAAUAGCAAGUUAGAUCGUGAAGCUGCGAAAAGAGCGUUUGCUUUCAAUGCUGGCUGGGUACUUGAUCCUUCGAUAUUUGGAGACUACCCCGAAGAAAUGUGUGAAUACCUUGGAAAUCAAUUACCAGUUUUCUCCCUUGAAGAAAAGAAUUUCAUGAAGAAUAGUAUUGAUUUUAUUGGCAUCAACCAUUACACGACUGUAUAUACUAAGGAUUGUAUGGAUUCUAGUUGCACUGCAACUGGAGUCCGUGCAAUCCGAGGUUUUCUAGACACUGUUGGAGAGCGUAAAGGCGUGUUAAUCGGUGAACUUACAGGAUUAGAAGGAAUAUAUGUUGUUCCUAGAGGCAUGGAGGAAAUUGUUGACCAUAUCAAGAUUCGGUAUAAUAAUAAACCCAUGUUUAUUACUGAAAAUGGGUAUUCUUCACCGGAUGUAUAUGAGGAACAAGUUAAUGAAAUUUUAAAUGAUGUGAAACGAGUUGAUUUUCACUCAAAAUACAUUGCUUCCUUAAUCAAGUCCAUAAGAAAGGGGGCAGAUGUACGUGGAUAUUUUGUGUGGUCAUUGAUGGAUAGCUAUGAAUGGUUGGUAGGUUAUAAUUUGAGGUAUGGAUUAUACUACGUUGACCGUCAAACGUUCAAACGGAUACCAAAACUUUCGGCAAGAUGGUACAAGAGUUUCUUAACAAAUAAUAGUAAUAUUUUGAUAAGGAAGCCUCAAGAUAGAAAAGUUUAUUUCAAAAGGAUGUCAUAAACGAUCUUAUGCAUGGAAUUUGUAUGUUGCGUCAUAGAUCUUAACCCACCUAAAUUUUCAAAUAAUAUAUUUGAAAGAUGAUUCUCAGUA
Lactuca sativa (garden lettuce) is the source of this 1727-nucleotide messenger RNA. Its product is annotated as beta-glucosidase 18. Gene Ontology annotation, biological process: carbohydrate metabolic process. The record is from RefSeq and is a predicted model, not a curated record. NCBI's taxonomy places the organism in Eukaryota, Viridiplantae, Streptophyta, Magnoliopsida, Asterales, Asteraceae. Gene Ontology annotation, molecular function: beta-glucosidase activity.